UCGCUGCCUGGCUUCUCAACAGCUGAUCGGAGCGACUAUGGCUGCAGCUCUCGCCGCCGCCGAGCCAGGAGUGACCGACGGGGCGGGCAGAGGCGACCGAGGGGACGGCAGCAACCACAGUGCAGACACCUUAGACAGGCUGCUGCCCACCAUUGUCGGAACCAAAUCCCCCCGGAAGCGAACCACCAGCCAGUCCAAAUCGGAGCCUCCCCUUCUACGUACCAGUAAAAGGACCAUCUACACCGCAGGCCGCCCCCCUUGGUACAACGAACAUGGCACACAGUCAAAAGAGGCAUUUGUUAUCG
Thamnophis sirtalis is the source of this 305-nucleotide messenger RNA. The record is from RefSeq and is a predicted model, not a curated record. Lineage: Eukaryota; Metazoa; Chordata; Lepidosauria; Squamata; Natricidae.